Pomacea canaliculata is the source of this 6682-nucleotide messenger RNA. RefSeq lists its product as uncharacterized. Bases 121 to 5589 code for a protein of 1822 amino acids. Gene Ontology annotation, cellular component: LUBAC complex. The record is from RefSeq and is a predicted model, not a curated record. NCBI's taxonomy places the organism in Eukaryota, Metazoa, Mollusca, Gastropoda, Architaenioglossa, Ampullariidae. The transcript has 21 exons. Gene Ontology annotation, molecular function: zinc ion binding; linear polyubiquitin binding; ubiquitin protein ligase activity. Gene Ontology annotation, biological process: protein linear polyubiquitination.
UAAACCCAUCCGGCGCCAUCUUGUACUUCCUUGAGAAAGAAGGGAAGUAACUGCACGAUGUCAACAGAGCUCUGGAACAUACGUCGUUAGGAAGCUAAGGUACUCGAUCAAGGCUUUGAUAUGCAGAUGCAGACAUCAAUGGGACAAGCUGCAUCGUCAUUGUCCAGUCUGCUGGACAUGCCUUCAGAAGUAACCGAUGGGGACAGAGAAAAGAAUUUGGAGAAGAGUUUGCUUCAGGCACGUAAAGAGCUAACAGAUGCAGUGAGCAGUGCUGGGGAUCAUGGGCCAGCAGUGACUAAACUGCUGCAUUUGCAAUGCCCUAUUGCACUCAAGUAUGCACAGCUAAGCGUUGGGCAGAUGCUGAAAGAAAACUGUGAGUCAGUGGCUCAGAUAAAGACCAUCCCACAAGCACUUGGCAUUUUGGAGAAGUAUGGGCGACAUUUGCUUAAGCCACGAGAACGACGUGCUGAACUUUGGCGUCAGAUCAAGUUUAGCAAUGCAAUUUUUAAAGACAGAGUCUUACCCAUGAAGGGGUCACUGGAGGUGGUGCGUCAGAUGGGUUACACUGUAGAAAUAGACGAUGGGCUACAAUUUGAGGGAGAUGAGCCAGAUGCUGGGAGCACAAGCAGGCUGGUGGCAGACAUUGUGCUGGCUCGGUUAGAGAUGGAGAGGUAUCUGACAGGAACUCAUCCCCAUGCUGAAGUCAUCAGUGACCUGUUGCCACAGACUACCAUUAACCAGCUACAAGCAAUGUGGAGCACUGCAGCACAAGCAAGUACCUUUAAUGGGAAGCAGGAACCACCACUCUCAUCACAGAAACUUCUGCCUCAGCCUGUACAAGUUUCAGGUGCUACACAACAGAGCUUGGUGACAUCACAGGAUGACAGUGUCCAUCCUUUUCACAUGACAGAGCUUCCACUUGAUGACAAGACCGACCCUGUUGAUGUAUCACAUUUGGAUGACAGCAUGCGUAGAGCAUGUGACAUUUGUGGAAACAGACCUGCAGCAGUAUGGUGUCAUUCUUGUGACAAUAAGCAGCUGUGUGAUGCUUGCGAUGACAUGUGGCACAAACACCCCAAGAGGCUCAACCAUCAGCGGCAGUCCAUUACUUCUCUUCCUAGCCCCUCUGUUAGUACUGCUGCUGGUCUCAAUAUACAAGGACCCUUUGGGAUUCGUGCAGUAGAUAGCCUGAAGCAUCUGUCAACUAACCACAGGCAAGCUUCAGCACAAGACUGCAGUCCAGGGAAUGUACCAGUCCUCAGAACCAAUGAUUCUUCUGUUGAUCCUUUGCGAAACCAACAGAUGCCCUUUGAUGCUAGUUCAAGUCUUCUUCAGCAUCAGCAGCAGCUGCAGCACUAUCAUCAGAUUCAGCAACAGCAACAGAAACAACAGUUUGAUCAGAUGCCUGAGUAUAGCCCUAGUCACCAUCCAUAUUACAAUGCGAUGAUUGGGAACACAGGUCAGCAUGGCAUGCAGAACAUGAUGCUGCCAGCUCCAGAAGCCAACAGUCCAAGGAUGGGGCAGCCUGUAGUACAUCCAGCAUAUCUUCUUGCCCAGAACAUUUCCCAUCCCGAGCACACAACUCUUUUUAGACACAGUGGACCACUCCAGCAUUCUGUUGCACCUCCUUUUCUCCCAAAUUAUAUGUGGUCAGGACUCCAGCAACACAACCUCAAUGCAGUGCCUGUGCAGACAGGCAGAGACCCUCUGAUUGCGGCAACAAACAGCAGCAUGGUAGGUGUGCAUUAUUGUGACUUGUCAUUGAGGCGUUCUGGUCACAGCAUCUCAACGUUGGAAGGACCACCUGCAGUAGGGACAGAGUCUACCAAUUUGCUGGGUGAGGCAGGCAAGGGUGGCAAGAACAUGCGGCCUCAGUCAUUACCUGAGAACAGGUUAUCUUUGAUCUCUUCACCAUUGCUGAGCAGAGUGAUUGCAGAAAGCAAUUAUGAAAAGCGUGCUGCAAAAUGUGAAAUUCAUCUGAUGGCACUGAAAGAGGAAUUGCAAGAGGUGGAUGAUGCUUUAAAUGCUCUCAUGCUUAAUAAUGAUGAGUUUUGUGAGCUAGAAGAAUUUCGUUCCUUGAAUAAACGCAAAGCUAUGUUAAUACGAGAAUAUAAUACUCUGUCUCAGUACAAACAAGAACUUGCAAAGAUCAUAGAUAGUGGAGUGUAUGGGGUUUGUAGGAACGAUCCUGAUAUGUCUUCUGAGGUCUUUCAUCCACCUGCUUUUGUUUCUCCCUCCACUAUUCUGGUAAAGCCACAGAUAUCUGACCUUUCAACACAACUCCAGUCACAAGUGGACUUUUUACAACAGGGAUCACAACCUCCAUUGAAGAAACAGGAGCAGUCUGUUUUCCCAUCACAUUCACCUCGGCAUGUUGCAUUAACUCCUGGCAAUAUCAAGCAAUCAGAUUUUAGCCAGAAUGUUCUCCCUUGCUUAGAAAAUGUGGAUGAGAACUGUGCCAGUGGUGAUAGUCGGUCAUCUGUGGACAGGAGGAGCAUCUUACCACAGUGGAAGAUGGAUCCAUCAGGAUUAGUGCAUGGAGAUGGUGGUUAUGAAGCAGUGCCAGUCUCCACUGAGCAGCAAGUCAUGAUGAAUCUUACACCACCACAUCAGGUGUCUUCUGCAGCUAGCAGCAAUUGUGUAUACACUACUCUUGCCUCCCAGAAACAUCAAGUUGCUAUAGGUUCCAACAGCACAGAAAAACCUGCUCAAAGAGAUGAAGUUUUGAAGACUGUUUCUAACUUAGGACCAUUAAUUACUCAGCAAGGCACUGGUGACUUUCAUGGUGAUAAAACAUCUACCUGGAUGGCAGAAGCAAAAGAAGUGGGAAUGCAGUUUCCUGUUACAAAACCAAAGAUGCAGCCCCAUGCAGAGCAAAACAUGCCUCUUUUGCCUGUCCAACCUUUAGCACCACCAUCCAUGAAAGUUCCAGCAAGCCAUUUUGGGCGUUUUAAACCUCCAGGAGAUAAUUGGCAGUGCAACCACUGCACUCUCAUCAAUUCCCCAGGAACACGCAUUUGUGAAGCAUGUGAUCGCACCAGUGACAACCCAACUCUGAUUUCAAGUCAUAGAUCCUCUGAGAAUGAUCUUAAAACUGAACCCACCCAAAUAGAAAGUAAAGCUGAGCUGCCUUCAGCAGAUUCAGCAUCAGCAGAAGGUAAAGUGCCUGAUGGAAGUAUAAAGUCCAUGCAGUUAGAAAAGUUGCACUCCAAACUGGCUGCGGAACAAGACAAAGUGUACCUGGAGAAAAAAGAAGCCCAGCAUCGAUACAGCAUGAUGCUGCAGGCUAAAAGUGAGCAGCAGCAUAGUGCUCCAUCUUCACAUCAUGAUGAUUCUUGUGUAACCUCCCAGCAACAGCCCCACCCACCAGUACCCAAGAAGUCUUUGCAAAGUGCAACUCAAGGCACUCAUUUAAGUGCUGCAGAUGAUGACUCGGGGUUUGUUUCUGAAAAGCUGGCAUGCAGUGCUUAUGAAAAUAAAACAGAGCUCUGUGCUGUGACAAGACUGAAGCAGAAUGAUGACAGACAGAGAGUCAGUCUGGAAAGUGGGGGCAGCAAUAGCAGCAGCAGCAGCUUGAGGAGUGGUGAAUUAGCCUCAUUCAAUGAGGGAAACUUCCAGCAGACCAUGGAGCGCUUUUCUGAGCAAAAGAAAAUCAAACAAAUGCAGAUUGAUGGAGCAGAGAUUCUCCACUUUGUCAAGAUGGCAGACAGGUAUGGCUUCAGCUUUACUGAGAUAUGCAUAGCAUUGGAAAAGUUUGACAACGACAGCCGGGCAGCUCUCACCUGGCUACAAACAGAGUGGGAGAAACUUGUGGAUGUGGUCAUCUCCACUGUUAAAACAGAAGGACAGCGCAGUCAGCACAAUGAUGUUGGAGAGCUUUCGCGUGAAGAAGCUCAGGAAGCGCUAAGGGAGUGUGGAGGAGAACUUGUUCCUGCAGUCAAAAAAUGCACUGCAAAGAGAAGAGCAAUGUAUGCCCGACUGAACCCAGACAGCACUUUUGCCAGAGAGGAGGUUUUGCAAGCCAUGCUUCAAUGUCAAGGGAAUGAGGAAGGUGCUCGUCAGCAUCUCCAAAACACACUUCUUCAGCCCUUCUUGCAGCGAGUGUGGCAGGGGAUGGAAGAAGAUGAGUUGGGAGGAACUGUGGGUGUGGGUCGCUCUCUGCUGCAAAUGGCUAUUGCAGAAACAUGCCAAAGUGUGUCAACUAGUGUCAUCUCUCAUGAGGACUUUCAGCAGAGGGUUAAAGACAAGACUUUAGACAGAGAACGCCGCAUUCGCAUGGUUCUUGUGGAAGGCAAACUUCGUAGCUGGGGUCGAGCUGAGCUAGUCAUUAAGCUAUUAGAUCAUGACCUUCCUGCAGCUUACAGCAGCCAGGGCAUUACAAAUGGUGAAGACUACUACUGCACCUUAGAGGAUGUGGUGGAAGCUGUUCGCAACUGUGAGGAUAAGAGGUCAGCGCUGGUAUAUUUGAUGCAGGAGUGUCAGAUCUGUUUUUCACAUUAUCCAAUGAGCAAGAUACGUAACUUGAACUUUUGUCAGUGCAAAAUUUGCUCAGAUUGUUUAAAACAGAACUUUGAGGUGGUCAUUCGAGAAAAGCAUGUACGUCAUUGGACUUGCCCUUUAUGCAGUAAACCAGACCUUAAUGACGAGGAACUAGGUUCUGAAUAUAUCAACUUCCUUGGCAUGCUGCUUCAGAUGCAGGUAGACAAAGAGGUGUAUGACCUUUUUGAAACCAAAGUUAGGGAUUGGCACUUACAGAAAGAUCCACAUUUUCGAUGGUGUGCUCAUUGUGGCAAUGGCUUCAUCGCAGAUGGUGGAGACAGGCAGCUGAAGAUGGUGUGUCCUCACUGCAGUCAGAAGACAUGCUAUCAGUGCAAGAAACAGUGGGAGGAGCAGCACGAAGGUGUGACGUGCGAACAGUUUGCACAGUGGAAAAUUGAUAAUGACCCCAACAACCAGGCAGUUGGCUUGGCACGUCACCUAGAGGAAAAUGGCAUUGACUGCCCAAGCUGCAAGAUGCGAUAUGCAUUAGCUAAAGGAGGCUGCAUGCACUUUAAAUGUCCUCAGUGUGGGCAUGAAUUUUGUAGUGGCUGCUGCCAGCCUUUUUACCAACGCGGGAUGUGCAAUCGUUUAAAGAACUGCAAAAUGAAUGGCUUGCACGCACACCAUCCCCGAGAUUGUUUCUUUUAUUUACGUGACUGUGAUGUACAACAUCUGCAAGUUCUUCUGCAGAAUGCAAAUGUGGAAUUCAACACAGUGCCUCCGGCAAACCAGGAAGAGACUUCUCGCUGUCCAGUCAUUGAGCAGAAGGAAUUUGACUCUGGCAAAAGAGAUGAAUCAUGUGGCAAAGAUUCAGGGGAUGGCCUUGCAGGAUUGUGUCUACUACACUAUAAGGAGUACCUUGUGGGUCUUAUCAACAAGAAUAACAUUGACCCAGCCAUGUCCAUGAACAUUGAAGAAUUGAGAAAAGUGCUGGCAAGAGGAGAGAUGAAUGUGCCAAAACAGAAGCACAACGAGUCGUCUGCUGCAUAUCACAAACGUAUCAUUAAGCUGGUGCAAGAGAAAAUGCCAUUACCUCCAAGAUCAGCAUAAGAAGACAAAGCCACGUGACUAUGGAUGGUAACAUUAUUGGACAGGAUUUACUCAUCCUUUUGAAUGCAUCUUGAGCCCUGCAGUCAACAGGCAGUGCAACUAUUUAUGGUUCAGCAGACUUAUAAUUGAGAUGAUGAUGAUUCAUUGGGUUCAUAAUUAGUUGGGCAUAAUUCUUUGAAUGACUUAGUAUAAACUAUGUAAAUAAUCCUGAUUGAUAUUGGGCCAUGUUUUGUUUUUAAAAAAUCACCAAGGAAAAAUUUUAGACUAUUGUUACAGUAAGUGGGAAAUCAUUGGACGCUUUAUGAACUUGUGGUCAUAUGGUUGGAGCAGUAUUAUAUUUUCAGAUACCUUGCCUUUCACUUUGCAGGAGCGUAAAGUGUGUAAACUGAUCAGGUGAUCCUUCUUAUAAGACUUGAGAGGGAACAAGAGCUAUGGCAACCAUAAAAUUGUGUUUGUUUUCGCUCAUACCUUAGUUAUAUUUUAAUGCCUAAUCUUAUCUAUUUGGAGCAUAGAAGUGCUGUAAAGUGAUGCAUAGGAGCAUUUCUUUCAGAGGUUGUGCUGUGUUAUCAAGAGGCUUGCAAUAUUAGCAUGGUUAAAAUGACUUUAAGAAAUUUUGAGUGAUAUUAGAAAAGCUGUAAAAAAUAUGGGGUGACAGUUUCAUGUCAAGGACAUCAGUAGACAAAUAGCCAGUCCAGUCUUUAGAUAGUUCAGACCUACAAAGAGAGCAUGUCUACGCAUUUAAAGUAACAUGAAUCUGAUUGGCAAUGUAAAUAUGCCACAAAGUCAUUCUCCGUCAGUCUUCACUAUGUUAUAUUCCACUGAGACCAUAAAUGAUAAACAUUCAAAAGUUUUUAAUUUGUUCCAUAACUUUCUGUAAGUAGGCCUUGAUAUGAUGAUUUUUAGGUUGGGAUUUUUGGAUGUUUUCUAAUGAGAAGGAGAAUUCAAGUUUUUUUUUUUUUUAUCUGCCUGUGUGUGUGUGGGCAUGUUCUUUCAACAGCAAGAAUCAUCUAUUCCAUGGUUAAGAUUGAUUAAGAUGAUUUGAACAAAAAAAUUGCAAACUAUUUGCUUGAUUAAAGCAUUAGCAGUUGAUCAA